AAGUUUCUAGAAGGAAGAAAGAACCGCUUUCAUUAUUCACGAGCUUGCUCGUCGACGCUCGGAAAUCGGCCAAGAUCGGAGAAAGUAGAAAGAAAAUGGUGAACCUUGUGCUUGAGAUCUCCGCUGACCUCGAGAAUCUCACAAAUCUUCAACCCAGUGGCGGCUGCGACGAUCCUGAGUUCCCUUUCUUCUUCAAGUUGAGAUGUGGAAACUGCGGGGAGAUGACCCCAAAAGAAACAUGUGUGACCUUGGGUGAGACAGUUCCUGUUCCUGGUAGCCGGGGUACUUGUCAUCUUGUACAGAAGUGUAAGUUCUGUGAAAGGGAAGGGAACGUGACAAUGGUUCCAAGCAAAGGCCGACCAUUAACUCAAGAAGACACCGAAGCAGGGAAGUAUGCCCCUGUAAUGGCGUUCGACUUCCGCGGCUACGAACCCGAGGAUUUCGUGUUUGGUGAUGGCUGGAAGGCUGAAUCUUUAGAGGGAACCAAAUUCGAAGGCAUCGAUUUGUCGAGCGGAGAAUUCGCAGAGUACGACGAGAAGGGAGAGUGCCCUGUAAUGAUUUCGAACCUUCGUGCAAGAUUCAGAGUCGUCAAAUAAAUAGAAGGGGGGGGGGGUUCUCUCAGGAAAAAAAAAAAACUAGUUUCUGGUUCUUCAGUGGAUUUCUCUACUAAUAAGUUGGCGUUGGCAUAAUCUCUCGCUUUGGUGGAUUUCGCUACUAGUAACUUCAGCUGUAAAAGUCACCCCCAGUUCCAAAGUUUGUCGUUGUCGAAUCAAUUUAGGAGUGGGGAAUCUGGUAUUAAGUUUGGUCCAAUUGGUAUAUGUAUGGUUCAGUAUCGGUUUAUCGGUAUCGGCGGGUGGUUUCGUAUUCGGUUUGGCUUCAAUCGACAAUCAGUAUCAGUUGUGCAGAUU
This is a messenger RNA of Tarenaya hassleriana, 908 nucleotides long. Its product is annotated as UPF0587 protein C1orf123 homolog. The transcript is spliced from 4 exons. The record is from RefSeq and is a predicted model, not a curated record. Gene Ontology annotation, molecular function: zinc ion binding. The coding region runs from base 96 to 596 and encodes 166 amino acids. NCBI's taxonomy places the organism in Eukaryota, Viridiplantae, Streptophyta, Magnoliopsida, Brassicales, Cleomaceae.